Messenger RNA from Ziziphus jujuba (common jujube), 1350 nucleotides. RefSeq lists its product as uncharacterized. The record is from RefSeq and is a predicted model, not a curated record. The transcript has 9 exons. Bases 101 to 1201 code for a protein of 366 amino acids. NCBI's taxonomy places the organism in Eukaryota, Viridiplantae, Streptophyta, Magnoliopsida, Rosales, Rhamnaceae.
UAUGUAAUCCAUUUGAAUAAAAGCCAAGGUCCAAAGAGCCCAGUGCUACGCCACUCGCAGUCUCUACGCUGAAGAAGAAGAAGAAGAGGAGCAGCGUAAAAUGUGUCUAUUGCCACUCCGGAAGUGGAGAACCAUUAUUACCUCCGUCUUACCUCCAUUAUCGUCAGCUCAAAGCUUCCGAUCAGACGCGGCUUUGGAGGCUCUGGCGAAAGCUUCCAUAGACAAAGUCCCAAAUUUGGUUCUGUACAACUACCCAUCCUUCUCAGGAGCAUUCUCGUCUCUUUUCGCUCACCUCUUUCAUUCCCGUCUCCACCUUCCUUGCCUCGUUUUGCCUCUCUCUUCCGUCGAGCCCUUCAGGGUUGAGGAUUUAUGUAUCCAAGGACUUGAGACUUGCUAUCUUCUUGAUUUUAUUGGCCCAAAAGGAUUUGCGCAGGAGCUUUUGCGGCGAUCUUCAUGCAAGAUAAUAGGAUUUGAUCAUCGAAAAUCUGUGCUUCAACAUAUAACCUCCGGGGAAGAAUUUCCUGAGAACCUUAGAUUUCAUGUGAAUGUUGAGAAGAGCAGCUCCACUGCUGUGUACGAAUACUUCUCUGCUAAACUUAACGAUACAAACUGUUCUAAUGGGAUGGCUACUAAUCUGUUAGAGACAAAGGAUAGAGAACGUGUGGAAGUGGUACUCAAGUAUAUUGAGGAUGGAGAUCUUCGCCGUUGGAGCUUACCAGAUAUUAGGGCAUUUAAUACUGGACUUGGUGAAUGGCGCUCGAAGUUGAAUUGCAUUACCAAUCCAUAUAUGUAUGAACAGUUACUGGAAAUAAGUGCUGUGGGUUUAAUUGCUAAGGGAAAUUCUUAUAUUUCUAGUCGUCAAAAAGCUGCAGAAAAGUUGCUGAAUAAGGUUUUCAAAGUCAGGUUGGGCAGGGGAUUUUAUGGGGAGUGUCUGGGAGUCAGAGCAGAUGGGAAUUCUGAUUUAAGUAAUGAAAUUGGCAAGCAACUUAGCAUAAAAAGUGCUGCAGCUGGUCUAAGACCUAUUGGAGCUGUUAUAUUCAUGCAACGGAAUAAUCUCAAAAUGUGCUUGAGGAGCACUGAUGAUGCUACUGAUACCUCUGAAGUUGCAAAGGCAUACGGUGGAGGAGGCUCUUCAUGUUCUAGCUCCUUUAUAAUAAGGAUGGAUGAAUAUAACCAGUGGCUUUCUUUACAUUCAUCAUGAGCAUAUCAAGAUCAUUAUCCUCCCCUCUCAGCCUGUUGUAGGGUAUGCAAUGAGUACUAGUUCUACUGCUUUAUUGAUGGUGUUAAAUAAGAAUGUACCUGAACUAGGAACAUUGAUCUUGGUGGGAUCUUCAUGUAAUGUCCUAGCUU